CGCGAUACAGCGUUCUUUGGCUACUGAAGUUGGUGGACGCAUUUGAAUUAUUAAACAUUGAAAUAUUUGCACUAUAAAAAAAUAUACAAUAAGUAAAAUAAACACGUUGGUAAUAAAAGAUGCACGAGCGAUACAUGCUGUAAAACUGAUGUAAAACUGUUUAAUUUGAAGUCAAAUUGAUACGUGAAUCUAACCUAAAUUGGAUGACAUUUCGCAGCAUUUACUGUUCAGUACGCUAUGCGAUUAGUACGGUUAAACAUUAUUAAACAUGGCAGAAGUGGACGCAAGUCGAGAAGAUAUUCUCAUUCAGAUAGAACGCGCGUUUCCAGUACUUCAGGGAAAGAUUCAAGAUGAAUGUACAGAAGAAGAAUUUGCUGAUAUAGCGGAGAACAUACAGCAGUUGAAGCUGACACAUUAUGUCCAAGACAUUGUUAUUCAUCAUAUAGAACAAUACAUUCGCUGGCAUGUGGCACCAGCAUUUUGGAAAAAGUUUGAGAAUGCAGAGGAUGGACAGCGGGGCUUUGAAUUGUUUAAAUCCGCUGUAGAUGGUCUGUAUGCUAAUCUCACAGAAUUUUUACCAGUUCUAAAAAAGUUGGAAUAUUUAAGACAAAACAAAGAUGAUGCGCACAUGUCAAGCGCUGGAGAUGACAUAGAUGCACAAUUCAAACUUUGUGUAAGAGCAACAUUGUUAGGUCAACUACCUCUGUGUCACGAAUAUAUCACAGAACAGUUUUAUAAAAUUGCAUUCAAUGUAUUCUGCAAUUCAGACAACUCGUCACAAGACACAUCAAGUAGUGAGAUUCAGUGCACAGGAUGUGGCCAGGAAACGGACAGCUGUCAAUGCCAAACGAUAGUUUAUAUGUUUCACGAAACAAAUAGAAAAUUAAUCGAAUUGGAAUUAUUGGAAAGACUUGUGGGAAAUGUACUUACGUCACUAAUUCAUAUUCGUAUUGAAAAUCAUGUAAUUCAAACAUGUGAUAAGACAUUUGACGUAUCGCAGCUGAUCCCAUUGGAAAAUUGGCUGGAAACUGUUGUGAUGAGUUGGCUAAUAAGAAUUUAUUCUGGUGGUUUUUCAAAAACGGUAGCUCUUAGUGACAAAGUUCGUAAUGCCAUAAACAAAUUCAAACAGAAAUUAUCACAUUUUCUGUACGAGACGUACACUAAGAUAAGAAUUGAUCACUUGUUUAAUAUAAUAAUAGAAUAUCCCGAGUCGCAACCCGCGGUAGAUGAUCUCCGAAUUUGUCUGGAAAGAACCAAUCAACGGAAAGUUCUGAUUAAGAAUUUGCAGGAAGCGAUCAAAACGAGGCUCUUGCAUCCUGGUGUAAACACGCCGGAUAUAGUGACCGCUUAUAUCGCCGCGAUCAAAGCGCUCAAACAUCUCGAUCCAACUGGAGUUCUUUUAGAAGCUGUGACAGAGCCUAUCAAGAGUUAUCUAAGGAGCAGGGAAGAUACCGUACGUUCCGUCGUUAACAGCCUGCUUGAUGAUUCUCCGAGCGAGUUGGCCGACGAAUUAAUCAAAGGCGAGUGUCUGCAACUGGACGAUGGUUCAGCAGACGACGAAACUGAGGAUUGGGAGAAAUGGAUGCCGGAUCCGGUCGACGCUGAUCCCGCUAAAUCGACACAACGUAAAGUGUCCGACAUAAUUUCUAUGCUGGUAAAUGUUUACGGCAGUCAAGACUUAUUUGUUAAUGAGUACCGUACUUUAUUGGCGGACAGACUGCUCUCGCAACUCAAUUAUCAUACCGAACGCGAGAUACGUCACUUGGAGUUGUUGAAGAGACGAUUCGGAGAGAAUCAGCUGCAUUACUGCGAGGUCAUGUUGAAAGACGUUUACGAUUCCAAGAGGAUAGAUGGUAACAUUCACUCCGACACUAGUUACAAUUUGCAGAGGGAACUUUUUCCCACUUCUGCGCUCAUAUUAUCCGCGCAAUUUUGGCCACCGUUCAGAGACUGGAAAUUGAAACUACCCAACAUUGUACAGAAUCAAUUAAACAAGUAUGUGAAAGCGUUUGAGGCUUUGAAGGGAAACAGAACGCUCUGCUGGAAGCCUCAUUUGGGAAACGUUAAUUUGGAGAUUGAAUUGAAAGAUAGAAAGUUGGAUAUAAAUGUCACUCCGAUACACGCGACGAUUAUAUUGCAUUUCCAGGACAAAAGUGAGUGGGCUUUGCAGGAUUUAGCAGAAAUAAUGCAUGUUCCAACGACUGUUCUGCGACGUAAGAUGACAUUCUGGGUGUCGCAAGGCCUCCUGAAGGAAACUUCCAACAACGUGUAUAUCCUGCAGGAGGAAAGCACGUCCAAAAAUCGCUUGUCUACCGACAUUGUUGAAGAGGAAGAGACUGAAAGCGUAAUGGCUUCGACUAGCGAUCAGAGAGAGGAGGAAUUACAAGUAUUUUGGUCGUACAUCGUCGGGAUGUUAACGAAUCUGGAUUCGUUGCCGAUAGAAAGGAUUCAUCAGAUGUUGAAAAUGUUCGCGUCUCAGGGACCGGGCACUGUAGAAUGCGGUUUACCGGAACUGAGACAGUUUUUGGAUAGAAAAGUCAGGGAACAUCAACUGUUGCUCUCUGGUAAUAUGUACAGAUUACCGAAAUCAUAAAACGUGUCUCUUCGUUUCACAUAAUCAUUAUUCUAGAAAGAUGUCACAUAAGAUCAAAACGUCGUCUCUAUAGUUUUUUACAGCAAUAGAAAAAAAAAUUUACGCUACAUCAAGAGAGUGUAUAAAAAAAGUGUCACAUUCAAGAGAGAAAUAAAGCUAAUCUAUACAUACACGUAUUUCGUAUAUCUAUUUACAUCUGAAUACCUUACCAAAUGCAUACCAUGUGCAUAUACAUAAAAUAGAAAUCUUAGUAGUAUUCAACCCCAUUUUUUGAUAACUUUGAGUGUAAAUAAAGUGUCGAGAACUAGUGUCGAGAAUAUUGGAAAAAUAUUUUUAUUGCUGUUCAUCAUAGUAUUUUUACAUGUUUGUGCAUAAACUAUUUGAUUUGCAUUUUUAUCGCAAAUCGUAAUCUUCUUUUGAAAAUUGCAUACAAUACACUAUGGUUCACAAUCAGAUCUUUUAGAGAUUUCGGAAAUAAAAAUUAUACUUUUUGCAUUGUCACUUAUACAUUAAUAUUGCCACAUAUCCUGCACAUAUAUAUCAACAUUAAAAUAAAAUAUGAAACUAAAAAAUUAUCAUAUAAUAAAUUUCGGCAAAGAAACUAUAUAACUAUAGAAUAAUAAAUGUAAAUUUGCAUGCCGUAAGAUCUAACAAGAUUGCUUGCACAUACAUAAUUUCUUAUAUAACUUAUCUGUGUACAUGUAUAAAUAUGAUAACAAGAUAUAGAGAAAUCACGCCGGCAUUUACUCCUGCGGUGGUAAUAAUAAUCUGCGAAGAACCGCUCGAUGAAAAAAUAAAGAUAUAUGUUUGCGUAUAUAAUAUUCCCCUCGAUCAAACUGCUCGUUUCUCUGUGACAAGACAAGAUAUAUCGUAAUAUAUGUAUAUGUAAUAGAUUCGUCAAUAUUGCACAGAACAGAGAACAGAAUUAAGUUGCGCGAUUCGAUACAGAAGUAAAUUACGGCUGUGUUUAUUUAUACCAUCUAGAUGUUCAACUGAGAUAAUAUAUGUAUAACACAUUAUGUAUAUAUGUGUGAUAGUUUACGUUCUUAUGUAUAUUAGACAGUAAGACAUAAAGAGACAGUAUAUACAUAAAAAGUAUACAUAUCCAUAUAAUCGACCACGCUCGCGAAAAAAAUGCGGAACUAAUUCGUACAUUACAGUCGCAUUUAAUAGAGGACAAUAAUAUAUAUUCAAAAAUAUUUCAUUAAAUCAAUUAUUUACGUACAAUAAUAAACUAUAUAUCGAAUAUUUACGUUGCAAACUUAAGUAGAUUUCAGAUCACUCUUAAUGCGUAACUCUGUGUGUAUGUAUGUAUGCAUGUAUGUGUGUUUGGAUGUGCGUGUAUAUGCUUUUUAGCGCUUAUAUACAUGAAGGACCAAAGCUAUCGAUAUCUAGGAGAAACUCUUCGGACAAAAAUUCCAAAAUAUCUGUCGAAAGAACGAGUAUAACAUUUGACACAUGACUGAUUAUACAUAAGUUAUAUAACGCGUGUAACUUGAAAUCGUUCUUAAUCGUUACAUGUACAGUAUGGCAAAUCUAAAAAUGGUGCAACUAAUACAACGAUAAAGUCGAUAUUAAGUAAGUCAUUCUCUCACGCAAACACUCUUUGCAUGUGUGGACAGAGAUUACAUACAUUUGUUUAUUUAUAUGAUUAUAAUAUCUCGUAAAUAUUAAAAAUCUCAUAAAUAAUUUUACGGCGCAAAAAGUAUUAACAACAGAUCGUUUGCUUUUAUUUCGUCACUUUGCUCGCCAAUUUAAUAAUAACGAUACGUAUAUAGUAUACAUACGUAUCGUAUAUUCAACAAUCCUGCGGUUUAAGUUUUAAGAUUUUACAAUAUUAAAAUUUGUGAUUUAUUCAACAAAUCCUUGACAACACGAAUAAAUGUCUUGCUCUUUUCUCAUCAACUUAUUGCACACUGAUGUCCUAAAAUGUUCUUUAAUAUAUAUAACAUUCCCUAAAAAUAUUUUGAAUAGCGUUUCUCUUAAUACUUUUGACUGAAAUAAUAUAUACACGUAGCUCUCGUACUCCUACAUUCGACGGCGGACUUUUGAAGCCUUCUCUCUUCGAGAUAUUUGGGAUUCUGGAUGGAAUACUACUCGCUACUUGUAACGAGGAAAAUUGUUAGAGAAAAAA
Linepithema humile (Argentine ant) is the source of this 4727-nucleotide messenger RNA. It is a transcript of the gene morula, whose product is annotated as anaphase promoting complex subunit morula. NCBI's taxonomy places the organism in Eukaryota, Metazoa, Arthropoda, Insecta, Hymenoptera, Formicidae. The record is from RefSeq and is a predicted model, not a curated record. Gene Ontology annotation, cellular component: anaphase-promoting complex. Gene Ontology annotation, molecular function: ubiquitin protein ligase binding. Gene Ontology annotation, biological process: ubiquitin-dependent protein catabolic process; metaphase/anaphase transition of mitotic cell cycle; protein K11-linked ubiquitination.